AUGAAUCUCUCUAGAUCACAGGGUGAAGUUCGGCGAUACAGAGAGUUUAUUCCGGCAAAUCGCUCGUCGGGAUCAAAAAUCCUGAUAGGAGAGUGUACGUUGUCUAUGAUAUCAAAUUUGACGAAAGCUGCGGACUUAGUAAAGAGUAUCGAAACCAAGAGACUCGAAGAUGAGCAGCGAUUGAAGGGCGUGAGCAAGGCCGGUGAAUCAGAUCCAGCUGCCGAGAAACUUUUUGGCCAGAUUGUUAUGAGCGCAACUGAGAUUAAAACAGCGCUGGAGAAAGUUGAAAAGAGAACUCGGGUCUUGACUGAUGCAAAGAAAGGAGGAGUCGAAAUCUGUGCAAAGACGAAGACGAUGCUUGUGGACCCACUUGGCGAAAUGAUGAAUACACAAUGGCUCCCUCAGACAGAUCUUGCUGAGAAUGCAAUUAAGAAAGACUGGACAAAAUACAGUGAGGUUUGUCAGAGUAUCACCUCUGAUAUGAUAGCGCAUUUGGGGGGGUAUAAACAGCUUGAGAAUAGUAGUGAAUCUACUAGCUCCCCACUUCUUAAGAAGAAUACAGCACAGUGUAAUAUAUUAUAA
Messenger RNA from Botrytis deweyae, 582 nucleotides. RefSeq lists its product as uncharacterized. The record is from RefSeq and is a predicted model, not a curated record. Lineage: Eukaryota; Fungi; Ascomycota; Leotiomycetes; Helotiales; Sclerotiniaceae. The coding region runs from base 1 to 582 and encodes 193 amino acids. The transcript is spliced from 2 exons.